This is a messenger RNA of Suillus bovinus, 2549 nucleotides long. RefSeq lists its product as uncharacterized. The coding region runs from base 43 to 2439 and encodes 798 amino acids. The record is from RefSeq and is a predicted model, not a curated record. NCBI's taxonomy places the organism in Eukaryota, Fungi, Basidiomycota, Agaricomycetes, Boletales, Suillaceae. The transcript has 2 exons. Gene Ontology annotation, molecular function: protein binding.
ACAGCUUCCGAAAUAUCCCUUGCCGCAGCCCGUGCCGUCCGAAUGUCUUGCACGAAUGGUGCUAUUGCCGACGCAUCGUUCAUAGUCAACUCUCUGCGCCGUUCCAACCUUCCUGCGCAACCUUCUGUUAAUAAGGGCAGGGGCUUACUCAUGCCAAAACUCGACUACGAACCUAUCGACUUUGGUCAACCCGUCUCAUCAGCUCUAUCUGCUCAUUGUUUGUUGCACCACUUCGUACGCCAACGCAUGUCGUUGAAAGCAUGUAAACUUGCAGAGCAGCUCAUGCAAGAUGGAACUCAUAUUCGUGCUUCCACGCUGCACGCAGUCAUUCGGUGUCAAACGGAAAGAGUCAACGGUGGCAGAUUCUUACAGUCUCAAAGACCCUCACAGCGAGACCCGUUGUGUAUUAAACCGAAGCAGGUCGAAGACCAAGGCACGCGCCUUGCUCUUCAGCUCCUUCUCCAUGCACGACAACAUCGACAGCGCUGUCAUGAAAACACCUACCAGUUCAUCAUCAAUAUUUGUCUCGUUCAAGGCGAAAUUAUCGUAGCGUCGCUGUUAUUCGUACUGCUGGUCAAAGACUGGGAGAUGAAGCGAGCAGCUACCCAACUACGAGAACAGGGGGCAGCAUGGACUCACGCACUUCCAACUCGGCAUGGAGUCGGAUCACUACACGGCAGCCCUCCUUCACAACACAUGCUGAAGAUGAUACUCUCCAAGGCGCAGAAAGAAAUUAUGCUUGAUCCAGCAGAAGAAUCUAAUGGGCCACGACGUGAAGCAGCUCUUCAAGCGCUCUGUAAUAUCUCCGGCCUUCUUGAUGCGCGGUCACUUCCUUACACCGAUGUAUCAUCCGUAAUACGCUCCCUUUACUCAGUGCCCAAGGAUCCCGAUAAAGUAUGGGUCACAAAGUUCGGCAAGAGAACACAGGUGCAAUCUUACGAGUAUACCCAUCAUGUUAUUCUGCGACUGGCAAACGACUUCUCAAGUUCAUCCAAAGGCGCCCGCCUGGAACAAUUUGGCAUCAUGCCUGCGCUUAGUCUCGAGUCUUACAACGCCCUCCUACACUACGCAUUGCGUCAUCGACAAUCCAUCCCUCUUGCUAAAAGACUGUUACAUCACAUGGAGCACGAGCGCAAACCACCUUUAAGGCCAGACAUCACAACAUACAAUGUGAUUAUCAGGUCCGGUUCCUUGUUGAGGCGGAACGACCUUACCGAGUUCGCCCUCCAACGACUGCGUGGGCUCGCGGAGAACAAUCGACAUGCCAUUAGGAUACAGCCGCCACCAUCACUGGCAGUCGCUCAUAAUGGGCCAAAUGUAAACAGAACAGACUACAUCCAGCAUCUUACAGCCACAGGGAACCCCGACGUCAUCGCUGACAUCCUUUUCCAUGUUCUUCCCGAGUUGUCCAUCAUCGACCACCCAUCAUGGGGCUCUGUUACAGACGAACAACUGAUUAUUAUACGGAUGCAAACCCGCCAGAUGCGUCUCAUGCGUGCUGUCUCCCUCGGACCAUGGUUUUUCACCGCUGUCCUCAAUGCUCUUUGCAAGGCUGGGAAAACAGGGCUUGUGGAACGUGUGUGGUUGCUUGCAAAGCAAGCCGAGCGUGCAAGCUUGACAGGUGCUAUGGGAAUUGAUGGCAAUCCUGUGAAACCUUGGUGCUUGCCCAUUCAAGCAUAUACGAUAAUGCUACAAUGCUAUGGCGCUGAAGCACGGCGCGGUCUUGAGUUGCAUUACACCUCCCGGCCAAGCAUAAAUGACUGGGCUCCCAAGGUCGGAAGCAAAAAAGCGCGAGGUUGGGCAAGUUAUGUACUUGCUCAAAAUGCGGCUGCUCGCAAACACAGAUCUCGUCGUACCCUUGCGUUACUCAUGGGUGCAACGCUGUAUCGAAUCAUGUGCCAUGCUGGAAUGGCUAUCUGCAAUGCCUUGUCUGAGUUGCAGAAUGUAGACAAAGCUACUCUCAAUCCCCCUCGCCCAGAUGCCCGUUUCUUCAAUGCUGCCCUUCAGAUGUUCGGUCGGCAACCUAGGACUUUCCAGCGGUCAAGCCGCACAACCCCGGCGCACUGGCGACGCAAGGUUACCAUUGGAAAUGUUCAGUUCUCUAAGCUAGGCGCGAGGCCCAGAAACUGGAAUCCAUUUCUAAAUAGGAUUGUGAAGGAAAUGCAUGCUCUUGGAUUCAAGGUUCCAUCAGGCUUCAGACGCUUGUUCGUCGGGCAGUGGCCUUAUGGCUUCGAGGAACAUCGACACCGGCCCCAGCUUAAUGAACAGCCAUUCGCAUUCCCAAAGUCGCGCAGGUCUCCGUUCCGACCGCACGCGCUACGGACACUGAAGACGCGCGGUCUACCCGUUAGGCGGACGAUAUGGAGGGCGCUUGGUGGGAGGUAUCGGUGGAAGCACAGAUGGAGAAGAAAGUUGCAGAAUGGAGGAAAAGUACGAUAAAUGUGUAUAAUAUCUAUCUGCCCACAACUAGGAACUAUAAAUCUCCUUGUCAUGACGGCAUUUUUUGGAACGACAUGGUAGUGGUAGUUUUCUGAAUGUCGCGUGCUUUC